This is a messenger RNA of Aspergillus uvarum CBS 121591, 1311 nucleotides long. Its product is annotated as putative C2H2 transcription factor. Lineage: Eukaryota; Fungi; Ascomycota; Eurotiomycetes; Eurotiales; Aspergillaceae. Gene Ontology annotation, biological process: regulation of transcription by RNA polymerase II. Gene Ontology annotation, molecular function: RNA polymerase II cis-regulatory region sequence-specific DNA binding; DNA-binding transcription factor activity, RNA polymerase II-specific. Gene Ontology annotation, cellular component: nucleus. The transcript has a single exon. Bases 135 to 1151 code for a protein of 338 amino acids. The record is from RefSeq and is a predicted model, not a curated record.
AGAGGAACGUUUCCAUGGACGAGGAUACAACUGUAAGUUAAGAAUCUCAUCUCUCGAGCAAGUGGCCUGACAAAAUACAUACUUAGCACAAGCCAAUCUACAAUAGAGCUUCUGCUAGCUCAGAGCCUUCCACAAUGAUUUCACAGAGAUCGAUUGACAAUCAAAUGCUGCUCCCACCCGACUCGUACAUCCCAAGUGCCAUGUCAUUGCAGAUGCAGCCGCACCGUUUUUCAGCGGCAGCCUUCCAUGAGGCUCAUCUGUCAGCCGUCCAUGGGAUGCCUGGAAACCUGGGAUAUGCACUCAACCAACCCCCCAGCAGAAACCCAGGGAUUGAGGCCGUCUUCUUCCAGCAGGGGCCUUAUACGCCCUCAUACUUGAGCCAACACCUGACAUCAUCCACCCGUCCCAAUUUACCACUGUCAUCACAUCCACUAGCGAACACAUGUAAUCAAACUUACUCUAUGCGUCCGGGGAGUUGGGCCACGCAGAUAGCAACCCAGUUCCAGGUACAUACGCCGACCCCAGAACCACACACAGCAGCGGACUAUCACCUCACAUCGCCCAAUCAGCACCAGCCAACAUUACCUCAACAGCAACUCACCCCUAUCUCCACCUCAACAGGCGACUUCGACCUCGAUCUCGAUCUCGAUCUCGACCUGGACUUCGACCUCGAUGAGCCCCCAUCACAACCCCCAUCACAACCCCCAUCACAACCCCCAACACAGCCCCACCACUUCGCAGAUGAGAACGCCACCGCUGCGAUUCCUUGCUCCUCUUCAUCCUCGCCACUACGCUCCCAAUACUCUCACAAUCACCACCAUGUUCAUCGAGAUUUGACGAACUAUGGUAUCCCCAACCCGGAUGGAACAUGGCGCUGUGCCUACCCAGGAUGUUCUUCACAAGCCCUCUUCCGUCGUGGCUGCGACCUUCGCAAGCACUACAACCGACACCGCAAGCACCUGUUCUGCCGCUACGAGGGUUGUCCACAGGCCGUGCGGGGUGGAUUUUCCAGCAAGAAGGACCGAGAUCGACACGAAGCGAAACAUAACCCCGAGAUCCCAUGCGAAUGGGAAGGGUGCCGUCGAGUGUUCAGCCGGAUGGAUAACAUGAAGGAUCAUGUGAGAAGGAUCCAUAAGAGGCGAGACAUUUGAAAUAUUUCUCUCUCCCUAUGUCUCCUGUUUCUUUCGCAGUCGUCAUACUCAACGAAGGGGGCGGGGCAGUUGCCCCUUCCGCUCCAACUUCCGGAACAAAAUGCACUUUCUCGCCCCCAGGGGAUAAAAACUUUUCAGAGGGGGGAAGGGGAGGGGUCCG